UUUUAUAGUUGCGGUUUGGAGCAGCUUCGAUUUACAUACAUGGUGUCGCCGUUUGCAGUAAAGUGACAUUACAUGUUAUUUUGUUCAGAUGAAUUAUAAGUCUGACAUAAAUCUAACUGUUUUGGAAUAUCAUGGAAGAUCCCAUAGAGGCCUUGCUUCAAGAGAAAAAUACAAUAAUCCGGAGCCAGAAUGAACCAAACCACCGCCUGACCUUACUUAUUACUGCAUCAGUGGCCACAGUAUAUGGAUUCUGGGCAAUGUUUGUAUUUCCUCGGCUCAAAACCAUUCCAUUGAAGUUAAAGGUGCCCUAUGUGCCAUCAAGUAAAGUACAGACAGAAAACGUGAUGAAACUUCUGAAAGGACGUAAGGGAAGCCUGGCAGAUCUUGGGUCAGGGGAUGGAAGACUGGUGUUUGCUGCAGCAUCCCUUGGAUUUCAAAGUACUGGUUUUGAGGUAAACCCUGUACUUCUGACUUAUGCACGAUUCCGAGCCCGGUGGAACAGAAUACCAAGCCAUAGAGUAAAUUUUGUCAACUCUAAUUUUUGGAAGGUAGACCUUUCACAGUAUGAUCAUCUGACAGUGUUUUUAGCACCACCUGUGGUCUUCAAAGAGAAGGUGUGGUACCAGCUGGAUAAUGAAGAAAGGGUUGCAAACCCACUUCUCAAGUAAAAUCUGAAAACAGGUGAAUAUGCUUCCCUUCAGAUAGUAACUUGGAAAAUUUCUUGUCUUCAUGACUUCACAAACUUGACAGCCAAUCCAAUCUAUAAACUGCAUAAUUAGUGGUCUAGGACUUUAUCACUAGGGGUGUAUAUCCUAUGGUAUUGUGUGGCUACUGAGGAAAGUCUCAUAGCCCAAGGAAAAAUAGCUGGCCACAGUUUUAUCAACAACAAUAUAGGAUCUCAUCCUCCCAAAUUUUCCUUGAUACCUAUAAAGUGAACCUUAUUUCUUCUGUUUCUGUCUUACUAUAAUAAUUUAGAUUGGCUUGUGGCUUGCCAUUCCAGAACCUGCCAAUUCUUUGGUAAUCUUUUUCUGUUGUUCUUUUACCUCCCAUACACCAUGGUGGACCACAUCCAGUUUUUAAAAGGAGUUUCUCAUGGCAGUAAAUUGAUUGACCUUUACCUUUUUAAUGUAAAGGCAUGGCAGAAAGCUCUCAUGUUAAAGUUACCCGUUUCCUCAUCCAGGAAUCACUGGUAUGGGGAGUUUUGUUUUUUUUUUUCCACAGGACCCCAGCUGACAUUAAAAAGGCUAGGUAGCCUGUACUGUAUUACACAAACCUGAAGACCUUACAUAUCACAGCUUAUCACUGCCACCAUUCCUGUUAAAUUACUUGUUGUUCCCCAUUGCCCCUUUUAUUUGUUUUAUGCAAUCUUUCUUGUGGCUUAAUCUAAAAGGGUUAUUAUGUAAAAUUGUGCCCUGCAGCAGUGCUGUCGUCUUUUUAAUUUUUCAUAUAGAAAGAGAUAUAUUUACAGUUUUUCUCAAUUGCUAAAACACUAAAACCCAUUGGCUUAAGAAAAUUCUCAGUUGCCUGGCCGCAUUUAGCUAAUUGUGCAGUCUGUUGUCAAUACCUUAAACCAUUUCACAUGGUAAAACACAAUAUGCAGAUCUUACUUAGACUUUUCAGCAAAACUCUAAACACAUUCUCAUUCUCAAGACACAUUCUACACUCUAAUGCACACGUCAUCCAUACUGGUAAACACAAGUAGCAACGCUCAAAUACAAUUAGAGAAAACAUGUCAUUGAUUAAACACAACCACUCAAAAUUGAUGUCGCCUGUUUCAAAUGAUGUGACACAACCAAUAUAAGCCAAUUCAGAGAGUAAACAGGUUGUUGAAGGUAGAAAGGAGAAAGUCUGAGCAUGGAUAGAAGAAACAAUGUGAGAGGACAAGUGCGUAUGCGAGGUGGGCGAUGAGGAGGAGGAGGAGGAGGAGGACGACAAGAAAGCGGAAGAGGGCGAGGAAGAGAAGGAGGGCGGCAAGGAAGAGGAAGAGGAAGACAAAGAGUGGAAAUAUCUGAUGAAAUUCGAGCAACAGUCCUAGUCCAUGUUCUUGUCCAUGGACUGACAAUGAGGGAAGCAGGACUAAGAGUACAACCCAAUUUGAGACGAUUUUCUGUGUCCACCAUAGUAAGGACGUUCAGAGAAGAGAACAGGUACAGUUGAUCACGUUUACUCCUUUUGAUUUUUGUCCCAUUUAGUAUUGUAUAAUGUAGUACAGUGCAUUGUAUGCUGUUUACUGUACAAUGAACAAAUUGUAUGGCCCAAAACAUUGAGAUUAAAAUUUGC
This is a messenger RNA of Polypterus senegalus (gray bichir), 2280 nucleotides long. RefSeq lists its product as uncharacterized. The record is from RefSeq and is a predicted model, not a curated record. The coding region runs from base 132 to 668 and encodes 178 amino acids. Gene Ontology annotation, cellular component: mitochondrion. NCBI's taxonomy places the organism in Eukaryota, Metazoa, Chordata, Cladistia, Polypteriformes, Polypteridae. Gene Ontology annotation, molecular function: protein-lysine N-methyltransferase activity. Gene Ontology annotation, biological process: peptidyl-lysine trimethylation; regulation of mitochondrial ATP synthesis coupled proton transport; positive regulation of proton-transporting ATP synthase activity, rotational mechanism. The transcript is spliced from 6 exons.